AUGGCUUCACUUCUCGUUGCCCUCAUAGGUCCCCUGGUCCUUACCGGACUGGCACUACUGGUCACCUACCUAGUACUAGGACCCUCCAGAUAUGGCGGUCCCUCUUCAGGCAAAGGAGUGGUCGUCCACGUCCUCGUUCUCGGUGACAUUGGUCGAAGCCCACGCAUGACGUACCACGCCUUGAGCAUAGCCAAACACGGCGGCAAAGUGAACCUCAUCGGUUACCUAGGUAACCUGGUCUGCCGCCUCCGCUCCACUAAGCUCCUCAUCGACUGGCACAAUUACGGCUGGACCAUCCUCGCCUCCACGCGCGGCCCCCGUCACCCACUAGUCUACAUCGCCAAGCUCUACGAAUGUCUCUUCGGCCGACUAGGCGACCACAACCUAACCGUCACGCACGCCAUGGCGCGGCAGCUUCGCCAACCUCCCUACAGCAUCCAGGGCGCAAUGACGGCCGUGCACGACCGCCCCUCGGAGGUCUUCAAGCCGAUGUGGUGGGGUCAAGCGCGCCAGGACGUUCUCGAGCGCGUACUUCCCGAAGACCAAAAGGAACUGGUACCCAGCAUCAUGGCGGGUACGACCAAGUUGCUCGUCAGCAGCACGUCCUGGACGCCCGACGAGGAUUUCGGUAUCCUUCUCGACGCGCUGGUCGCGUACGCGGCUGACCUCGUUUCCGAGACAUGUCCCGUGUUGGCGGUGAUUACGGGCAAAGGGCCGCAGAAAGACCUGUACCUGCAGCAAAUUGAGGAACUCACCAAGAGCGGACAGCUGCCGAAUGUGCGGAUCGUCACGGCAUUCUUGCCGUUUGAGGACUACGCGAAGCUGUUGGCUUGUGCGGACUUGGGCGUGUGUUUGCAUAUGAGCAGCUCGGGCGUGGAUCUGCCGAUGAAGGUGGUGGAUAUGUUUGGCGCGGGAUUGCCGGUGGCGGCGUAUUGUGGGUAUGAGAGCUUCGGGGAGCUGGUGAAGGAAGGGGUGAAUGGGAGGGGGUUUGAGAGUUAUGGGGAGUUGGCCAUCAUCUUGAGGACGCUGUUGAGUCCGGAGGGGAGCGGAGAGUUGGAGGUGUUGAGGAAGGGGGCUGUUAGGGAGGGAAAGAGAAGGUGGGAUGAGGAAUGGGAUGAAAAGGUUGCGAAGAUUAUGGGAUUUGCGGCUUAG
Molecule: messenger RNA, 1152 nt
Organism: Sordaria macrospora k-hell
Lineage: Eukaryota; Fungi; Ascomycota; Sordariomycetes; Sordariales; Sordariaceae
Source: RefSeq, a predicted model, not a curated record